AUGUGGGCAAUCCACUUCCCUUGUGGUGUGGAUAACGUGGCCCAUGUGGAUCUUUUAGAUGAGGUUCACAUGAGGCUUGAGCAAACUAAUUGUUUGGAUGAGCUUUGUCAUGGGCUUAUCCCUUCACAUUGGUCUAAACAGGAUAGAUCAUGUUUCCUCUCUCAGCACAAAACGGACGAAACCAAGAGGAGAGCAGGCAAGAUCAUAAUCCCCUCCCUCAUCUCUUUCGGGGGCUGGAAAAAUGGCUUCCAUAUCCAUGAACGGAACCUAUCUCUGCUCUCUCGCCGCCCAAUUCCAACGCAAGCCCCAAAAAUUCCUCUCAAGAUCCAACCACAAUCUCACCCCCGUUUCCCCUUUCUCUCCAAAACCCACCCUCUCCCUCUCAAACCCUCAUCUCCCCUUCAAACAACUAAACAAGCAGCAUCACUCUCCGCCGCCGCCGCCGCCGCCGCCGGUGAGGUUGUUGAAACCCCGGAGCCAACCCAAAAAGAAGAAGAACAAACAGAGGAAAGGGAGCUAGGAGUGGUGGUUAAGGGAUUGGAGAAGCCAAGGCUUGUAUUGAAGUUCAUAUGGAUGGAGAAGAACAUUGGGCUGGCAUUGGACCAGGUGAUACCGGGUUACGGUUCGGUUCCGUUGAGCCCGUAUUAUUUCUGGCCCAGGAAGGAUGCUUGGGAGGAGCUGAAGUCGAAGCUGGAGGAGAAGCCAUGGAUAUCGCAGAAGAGGAUUAUUAUACUUCUUAAUCAGGCCACUGAUAUCAUCAACCUCUGGCAGCAGAGCGGUGGAAACCUGUAAUUGUUUUCUUGAAGCUUCUUUCUUCUUUUUUUUGUAUGAGUAAAUUGUCUCCUAAUCGACACUACGCUUGUUUUUUUUCCCCUUUUUUCAAUGAUCAUAGUUUCGUAUUUUUUUUCU
This is a messenger RNA of Asparagus officinalis (garden asparagus), 909 nucleotides long. Its product is annotated as 30S ribosomal protein 3-1, chloroplastic-like. The transcript has 4 exons. Gene Ontology annotation, molecular function: structural constituent of ribosome. The record is from RefSeq and is a predicted model, not a curated record. Bases 1 to 792 code for a protein of 263 amino acids. NCBI's taxonomy places the organism in Eukaryota, Viridiplantae, Streptophyta, Magnoliopsida, Asparagales, Asparagaceae. Gene Ontology annotation, cellular component: ribosome. Gene Ontology annotation, biological process: translation.